AUAACGAGACAAUAGAUUUGGUAUAUUCUAUACAACAGUCUAUAAUAGAUAUAUUCAACAAAAUGAUGUCAAAUAUGAAGAAAAGUUUGCUUUUAUUAGUUUUGCUAAUUAUCAUCACAUAUGAUGUCUCUGUUGUUGUUGUUGUUGUUGCGGAUGAAGAGACAACUGUAAAGGAAAACAUUAAUAAUACGAUAGAAAGUGUGGACAUUUGCCAACAGAAGAAUAUUGAGAUCAAUGAAGCCUUUUAUUUGAUUUCAAAUAAACAGUUGAAUAUCUAUCCAAAAGGCGGUCAAUAUUACUAUAGAGUUCAUGGAUUUGAAUACAAUAGAGAAAACUUGUCGUUUAAAUUCAAAUCAAUAGAUAAAGUGAUCGACAAUAAGAAGGAUUGGGAACUUCAGGAGAUGCGACUCAUCUUUAAAAUAGACUAUCCGUUGAAUGAUAAACACCAGUUACGAAUACUAUGGAUGGGUAUGUCAUUGAGAGAUGAGAUCCCAAAUGAACAGAUGGUCGCCUACCUGUAUGACUACAACGGCGAUACCAUUGCAUCGAAAUCCCCAAUUAAUAUCAAUUAUUACAAAUACAAACCCAAUGAUGAGCCGUUAAACAUACAGACAAUGUUGGCAAAGUUUCCGGGAAUCAAUCUUUUCGACCACUUGUUAUCGGUCACGAGUUUUCCGUACUCACCCGAUCUGCCCAAUCGAUUAAUUGUUUACUACAAGGAAACGCCGCCAAAGAGCAAACAAGACAAAUGUGUUGACUGUUAUCGAUCCAAGAGGUUUGUCUUCAUAGAGCGUAUCAUUGAUUACAAUGAUUCUAAAGAAUUUGAUUGGAAUCACGACAACACCGGCGACGAGUCGUGCACUGACCUCACCGGUCGUAUUGUCAACGCAUCGGUGGCACUGACAGACUAUUUGAUUAAUGAAAACAGCUAUCAAUUUGAUUGGAUUGAGUUCUUUGGCAACAAAUUCCAUGUCAACAGAAUGCUUGUCACUAAAGACAAUGGAUUUAAAAUAGUUAACAAACGGAGUGACGAAUAUAUUAUUCAUGAUAUAUUUGGUUGUGAGGGCAGACCACCCACUGAACUAACCACCAAACCCACCACAACUAAGCUCACGACUAAUGAUAAUAAUGGUGUUAACAGUCAUACAAGUUCUGGCAAUAAUUCUAGCGCUGGUCCUGAUUCUGGUUCUGCCAUUAGUCCUAACAAUGCUGUUACUGUAGCUGCUUCUGGAGAUGAACCUCAUCGUAGUGGUAGUCAAAGUAAAAAAGGAGAUAAUAGCAGCAAAUGGCGUACUAUUGUUUUGAUAUGUGCUUUAAUUUAUAGUUUUUUUUAA
Molecule: messenger RNA, 1334 nt
Organism: Oppia nitens
Lineage: Eukaryota; Metazoa; Arthropoda; Arachnida; Sarcoptiformes; Oppiidae
Exons: 3
Coding region: 63-1334 (423 amino acids)
Source: RefSeq, a predicted model, not a curated record